Molecule: messenger RNA, 2543 nt
Organism: Larimichthys crocea (large yellow croaker)
Lineage: Eukaryota; Metazoa; Chordata; Actinopteri; Sciaenidae
Gene: pfn2b
Product: profilin 2b
Exons: 3
Coding region: 239-658 (139 amino acids)
Biological process (GO): actin cytoskeleton organization; positive regulation of actin filament bundle assembly; regulation of actin filament polymerization
Cellular component (GO): cytoplasm
Molecular function (GO): actin binding
Source: RefSeq, a predicted model, not a curated record
GCCCACGCGGAGUGAUUUAGUGAAGACUACACCCAAGCGCCUGCCCGAUUGCUUCUCUUCGUUGCCUAGACCAGAAGAAAGCCGGGACGUAACGGAGCCGGGAGGGUUCUGCUUGCUGGAGGCCCGAUAAACCACUGAUAAAUACAGCUUCCUCACAGUUUCUUCGUCGCUCAAGAGACGUUUGUGGCUUAUCUUCACCCUACGUAUUUUUUUCCAUCUUAGAACUAAUUUCACAAACAUGUCCUGGCAAAACUACGUGGACAACCUGAUGGCUGAUGGCAGCUGCCAGGACUCGGCCAUUGUUGGGUACACGGACGCCAAAUACGUCUGGGCAUCGUUCGUCGGCGGUACCUUUGCCAACAUAACGCCUGAAGAAAUCGAUGUGUUAAUAGGAAAGGACCGCGAGGGAUUCUUCACCAGUGGGAUGACCUUAGGCAAUAAAAAGUGCUCCGUAAUCAGAGACAGCCUCCUAAUUGACGGCGACUGGACAAUGGACAUCCGGACAAAGAGUCAAGGAGGAGAGCCAACAUACAACAUUACUGUAGGCAAAGCCGGCAAAGCAUUGGUUUUUGUCAUGGGGAAGGAAGGUGUCCAUGGAGGGCAACUCAACAAGAAAGCAUAUGUGAUGGCUGACUACCUGAGGAAGUCCGGAUACUAAAGCAGCCUGUACCCAGCCACCUAGCAGCUCACCCUUACCACCCUGUUGCAUUUCACACUACUUCCAGUCCUAGUUGUUAGUUACUUGUUUUUUUGUUUCUUUUUGCCUUCUCUUCUCCCCAUUUCUUUUUAAAAUUUUUUUUUAUCCCAUAUUUUGUCAUCUUGCCCUAACCCGUCCUUUCCUUAACACACUUGCGUUGUGUACUCUUACCCCCUUGAGCACUAUAAGUUGAUCCAUAGCAAAGAUGAGCAUGUUGCUAACAGGAUGUCAUGACAAAUCUGUACUUAACCAAGACCAGCAAAGAUUUCUGGCCAAACACCUGAACAAUAAAAGCUAUAGCAUCGAUUUGAAGUAGAUAUUUCUUUCUUUUCUCUGUCACGGUGCCCAUUACUUAAUCCCUCCCAAACCCAAUCAUACACACUCCCUCUCUGUGCAGCCGAUGCCUUUGGAGCACUUGAGUGGUAACCAAGCUCGUCAUGUCUUCCUCUUCUACUCCCCCACCACAUUAUGUCCAGGAGGACAGACUGUGUGCAUAUCUCAGUCCACUGUCAUUUCCCUCUCACACCGAUUACUACCCAUGCCUCCCACCCCACUCCUCCUGCCAAAAUUUUCAGUCCCCCCCCACCCCCCCAUUUCCCCAUCCUGUUUGCUCAAAGCAGGCGACGAUACAACCUCAUAGGAGACACUCUACAUCAAACACUACACCACCCAGCUAGCUGCCCCAACUUCUCUCCUUACAGAUUCACUGCUCUGUCCCGUCUACCAUUUCUAAAAAGGGAGGUAGCAUGUGGGGAUGCUCUGAUCAGCUCAGUUAACAAUCAUGAGCUGGAUUCGCGAGCGUUGGUGUCGUCCAGUUGCUGGUAGCCUCCUCCAGUCAUCACAACCUCCCCGACUACACGAAAACCCAUGGACAUUCCACAGUAACAAUGGCUCAGGCACUUAAUACUGUUUUUGUUUGCCAGCUCCUGUAAUAUAUUUCCUUUUUUGUUUUUUGAAAGGCUGCCAUUUUUUGGACAGUAGAAAUCCCAGCAUAUUACCAUCUGGAGUGUGUCCAGUUUGAUUUAUUUUUCUUUGUAUAGGACCAAGUGUAGUCAAAGCUCGGGUGUUUAUACAAUUGCUCUAAAUCAUGUGAAGGAUGACUGCUAACUUUUUCUGAUGAAGGAAUCACUAACCAGACAGUAACACUUACUAUGGUUAUAAAAUAUGAAGCUACAGGGGAGGUAAGGGUGGGAGUAUCUGAAUUCUCAUUUCAGGUUUUUCUUUUUUUUUUCUUUGUUUUAGAAAACAAACAACUGCAUUUGUACAAACCCAUGCUGUGUUGACAACUACAAAACUGUGGAAUAAAUUGCCUUCAACUCUAUAGUCAGCUGAGCUCUGGGGUAUCACACGGUCUGUCCACGCUCAGUACUGCUAACUGUAACAUCCAACUAAAAAAAACAAACCCUUUCAAAAGUAGAAAUGACACUCAAUGUGAGAUGGGAUUGGUUGGAACAAAGACGCUUAUGGUUGUCUUGUCGAAACUUAACUGCAGAACCUGUGUAUCCUGUGCCAUAAUAGAGAUCUGUUGCUGUUGUAAGAUGGAUUUCACCCACUGUCCAAUAAGAAGUCAUUUCAUUGGCACUUUUUCUUUCUUUAAGCUUCAGCUCCACUGUUUAGGCCUUGUGGGAUAUGUGUACUCAUAAGAAAAAAUAAGAAAAAAAAAAAAAGUUUCAAGUCGUGUUAGCUGAUUUAUGUUCAUUUCCUUUUCCUCACCACUUUUUUUUUCUUACAUCUGGGAUACAGUCUCUUUAAUGCAUCUGAUUUCAUAUGCAUAAAACCAAGAAAUGCCAUAAAUUGAUUUAUCACCUUGUUUACAGACAGAUCAAAUAAAUUUAUUCCAACCAGA